ACGGCAUGCAGCCGCAGGCGGCCGUCGCGCAGCCGGUGGCCCGCCAGCCACCUCUCACCUCAACCACCACCACCAAAGCCCGCCGCUUAUGCACCUGCGCGGCCCUCCCUCCCCUCUGCCGCUGUGGCCGGCGCCACCUCAUCGGCUCCACCUCGGCCACCGCUCUCCUCCCUCUGCUCGCCCUUCCCUCGCCCGCCGCCUCGCCCGUCGACCCCGAAGUGAUGCUUGAGCGGGUGCACCCGGCCAGGCCGGAGUGGUACGAGAAGAUGUAUGCCACCGCCAUGGACAGGUUCAUGAAACCGUACGAAGCCGAGAUUUCAGAGUAUAAAUCAAAACUCUUUUCCCAAUUGAUGACUGCUGGGAAGGACAUUCUUGAGCUUGGUGUUGGAACAGGCCCUAACCUCAAGUACUAUGCAAAUGCUGAUGGCGUUAACAUAGUUGGGGUGGAUCCUAACAAGCACAUGGAGGAGUAUGCCAGAGCAGCAGCAGUGUCUGCUGGACUUCCACCUUCGAACUUCACCUUCAGAAGAGGGGUUGGUGAAGCUUUGCCGGCUGAGGACAAUUCAAUGGAUGCAGUCGUUGGCACUCUGGUAUUGUGUUCAGUAAGUGAUGUUGAAAUGGCAUUGAGAGAAAUAAAGCGUGUCCUAAAGCCCGGUGGUGUCUACAUAUUCAUUGAGCAUGUUGCUGCGCCUGAUGGAUCCUUCCUCCGGUUCGUGCAAGGCGCACUUAAUCCUCUGCAGCAAUUUGUCUCUGACGGGUGCCACCUCACCAGGGAAACAGGGGAAAUCAUCAGGGAAGCUGGGUUCUCGAGCUUGGACCUGAACACGACUCGCCUGUCUACCGCAUUUAUCCUCAGCCCCCAUGUUUAUGGAGUAGCAUGUAAAUGAAGUUUCAUUCUGCUGUAUCUAAUCGUGUAAAUUAUUCUUUAAAUUAUCUUGUUGUCCGUCAACAAUAUAGCGUAUUUUGUUUUGUUACAGGAUUUGACCAUCUAUUACUAACCGAUUCCUCUGUUUCAGAAU
Messenger RNA from Oryza brachyantha (malo sina), 1019 nucleotides. RefSeq names its product methyltransferase-like protein 7A. The coding region runs from base 6 to 887 and encodes 293 amino acids. NCBI's taxonomy places the organism in Eukaryota, Viridiplantae, Streptophyta, Magnoliopsida, Poales, Poaceae. The transcript has 6 exons. The record is from RefSeq and is a predicted model, not a curated record. Gene Ontology annotation, molecular function: S-adenosylmethionine-dependent methyltransferase activity.